CACUACAGCUGAGUCUGUGAUGUGUUCAACGUGGAAGAUGGAAUAGGACAGGGUCUGGACGUUUUCAUUGUGGAGCCACUUUUUUUGUAUCUGACCAGUGGCCAGUUAGUGACCUGGUAAAAGGCGUCCGUUACAUUUUUUCUGGUCGUCGGAGACUGAGAUAUUCCAGGGAGUAAGCUGCCUAGUAAAAGCUGGAGAUUUCUGAAGUGAUUGAUGAUGAGGAGGAUAUUUGAGGUAUUGCUCUUGGUGGGUAUCGCACUCGGUGGAGUCAAUGGCUUCUAUAUACCGGGUGUUCAGCUAUCCGAAUACGCAAGCGAACAAGAAAUCAACGUGAAGGCUGUGAAGAUGACAAGUGUGAAAACGCAGAUACCGUAUGAAUACUACUCUCUUCCAUUUUGCAAGCCAGAGAUCGUUCAUUACCGCUCAGAAAAUCUCGGUGAGGUAUUGCGAGGUGAUCGUAUCUCAAACACGCUGUACACGCUGAGUACACUGAAGGCUGUCAAGUGUCAAACCCUUUGUCCAGAAAUGACCAUCUCGGCGGCUGAUUCCACCAAGCUAGCUCAGCGUAUUCAACAAGACUAUAGUGUACACAUGCUUGUGGACAACCUGCCGGCUGCCACUAAGUAUGUGCGUGUAGACAAGCCUAAUGUGGCGCAAUACGAGCACGGUUACAAGCUGGGUAUUCCGGGAAAGGUACCGAUCAUCAACAAUCAUCUUGCACUGAUCAUCCGCUAUCAUGCAUCUACAUCUGAUGUAGGGAAACGUUAUCGCAUUGUUGGCUUUGAAGUUCAACCACUCAGUGUUGGUAACGGACAGCUUAGUAUUGAGAAGACACAGUGUACUUUCAAGACCACUAAUAUCAAGGAAAUCAAACCACAACCCGUUGUGGCUGGCAAGGAGAACAAGAUUGUCUACUCAUACAGUGUUAUGUGGGCGCCAAGUACCCUUGAGUGGGCAUCGCGUUGGGAUACGUACUUGGAGUUGAAGGAUGGACAGGUUCACUGGUUCUCCAUCAUCAACUCCUUGACUAUUGUGCUUUUCUUGUCUGGAAUCGUCGCUAUUAUCUUGGUCCGUACUCUGCGUCGUGAUAUUGCACGCUACAACAAACUUGACGAGGAAGAUAUUGAUGAUGCAAUUGAGGAGACUGGUUGGAAACUUGUACAUGGUGAUAUAUUCCGUCCACCAGUCAACAUCAAGAUCCUAUCUGCUUUCAUCAGCACUGGCGUGCAGCUUCUGGCUAUGUUUGUCAUCACUCUGGUGCUGGCUCUAAUGGGAAUGCUGUCACCGGCUAGUCGCGGUGCUCUCAUGUCCGCAGCCAUCUUCCUAUUUGCUUUCAUGGGAAUGUUUGGUGGCUACAUGGCUGGGCGUCUGUACCGUACACUGAAGGGUGACAACUGGAAGGACACUGGUGUCUUGUGUGCCGUGCUUUAUCCUGGUAUGGUCGGAGCGUGCUGUUUCCUGGUCAACUUGUUCCUUUGGGCCAAGCAAUCAUCCGCUGCUUUACCUUUCACUACCAUGCUGGCUCUGCUGGCAGUCUGGCUUUGCAUCUCCAUGCCCCUGGUCGUAGGUGGCUUCUUCUUUGGCUUCCGCAAGCAGCCAUAUGAUCAUCCUGUCCGUACCAAUCAAAUUCCACGCCAAGUACCCGAACAGGUCUGGUACAUGGGCAGAGAAGUCAGUGUGUUGCUCGCUGGCAUUCUUCCCUUCUGUGCUGUUUUCAUUGAGCUGUUCUUCAUCCUGACGGCAAUCUGGGAGAACCGCUUCUACUACAUGUUUGGCUUCUUGUUCCUGGUCUUCCUGAUCUUGGUGAUUGUCUGCUCUGAGAUCACUAUCGUCAUAGUCUACUUCAUGCUUUGUGGGGAGAACUACCAUUGGUGGUGGAGGUCUUGGAUGCUGUCAAGCAGCAGUUCACUCUACGUCUUCCUCUAUUCUGUCUUCUACUUCUCGUCCAAGCUGUCAAUUGCAGGCUUUGUGCCAACACUGCUCUACUUCACGUACAGCAUAUUGAUGUGCAGCACAUAUGGUCUGCUCACCGGUAGUAUAGGUUUCUACGCAACGUACUGGUUCGUCUCCAGCAUCUAUGGUGCCGUCAAGAUCGAUUAGGAGCAUCACCGUUGCCGUCACGGCUGCUCCCACUGUUCAUACUGUCUAUACUGCAUUUUGGUGCUUACAGGCAGGCACAUUGUGCAGAUAGAUGCAGUAGUCAGCCGCUGCAUUCUGGUAUGCAAAUGUGUACGUGUAUAUCGUGUAACUGCUGCUCUGUGUGUUGCCAUAGUUCAUGUUUGACACUCUAUCCCAGUCUACUGAACCCCAUAUUGGUGUGGCUGUCUUGAACGGGUGCAGUGCACCUGUCAAGACUUCUUGACCAGCAUGUGACAGCAUUCACUCUACUUUCCCCCCGGAUUUUUUCCUUUGCUUGAGUCACGCAUGAACAUAAUAAUGCACAUGGGGUGUGCUAUUGCACGCAGGUGGGUGGGUGCGUGUGCAGGAGAUUUGAAUGUGGAGACAGCGUAUCUGUCAAUGUGUGUGCGUAUGCGUGUGUGUGCACGCAUGUGUGUGUGUGUAUGUGUGUGUGUGUGUGAGUUCGUGUGUGCGUGUGCAUUGUUAGUGCUGUUGGUAAUAAGUACUACCACCUACCAAGCAGGCAUGGUUUGUAUGGCAGGUCCGAGCGUAUUGUACAGUUUGUGGUGUUCCCCGUGUUACUUGCUAAUGCAUAUUUUGGUAUCCGCAAUUUAAUCCUAUAUUGACAUAGCCUAUGCUGCCGUUGGUACGGCUGAUCUCUUGCUUCUUCCUGCCAAGUUAAUCUCAAUGUCGUCUUGUGUUGUCUUUUUCUGGGCUAGCCUGAUGCUAGGGUGUCUACAGGCAUUCCUCUUCAGCAUUUUAGCUGUGCGUAUACUCUUUACAUACUUACAAAUGGCUCCUUUCCUGCGGUUCUUGCCAGCGGCUGAUCUCGGCUUGGACUGUCAUAAUUAUUUCACUUUGGGCGUAUGGAUAUCUCACUGCUGUCCCGUGUACACCUGUGUCUCUUGGUCACGCCAUGCGUGAUGCGCAAUGUGUAUGUGUAGGUCCUCUAUGUUUGUCUUUUGCCCCGGCAGUAGAGCAACAUUCAUUUCUCAUGAUUUCAUUUCUGUAUCGAAUUGGAAAUAAUGAUAACUACACGUCCUGCUAUUCUUUUUGAUAUAGGCUGGCUAUGCGCUUAGUUUUUCUUUGUGCUCAUUACAAUACAUGUACUAGUACUUGUGUACAUGUGCACUGUAUUUGCACUCUGCCUAUGAUUUUAUCAUACUUUCACAUUGAUUUAA
Messenger RNA from Sycon ciliatum, 3299 nucleotides. RefSeq names its product transmembrane 9 superfamily member 4-like. NCBI's taxonomy places the organism in Eukaryota, Metazoa, Porifera, Calcarea, Leucosolenida, Sycettidae. Gene Ontology annotation, biological process: protein localization to membrane. The transcript has 21 exons. Gene Ontology annotation, cellular component: membrane. Bases 214 to 2100 code for a protein of 628 amino acids. The record is from RefSeq and is a predicted model, not a curated record.